UUCUGGAGACAGACAUCAGCGGCUUCAGUCCUGGCGACGGCGGGACUCGAUCCCGGGCUGAACUUCCCCUCGCUGACGUCAGCCUCGUCGCUCCGGACACCGCGCUGAGGAAAAUGCUGCUCUCCGUGCCACCGAGGACGGGAAUCAAUCCAUACAACGGAUACAGUAGCAGAAACAGCAAAAAGCAGGCCUAUGUGUCCUCCACACACCAAAUGGCACCGCCCAACACCAACAGCAGCACAGGUAGUGCAGUAGUUGGUGAACAGCUGAGCAAAACAAACCUUUACAUCCGUGCCUUGCAUCCAGGAACCACUGACCAAGACCUGGUCAAACUCUGCCAACCAUAUGGGAAGAUUGUGUCUACCAAGGCAAUUUUAGACAAAACUACCAACAAAUGCAAAGGUUAUGGCUUUGUGGAUUUCGACAGUCCUACGGCAGCACAGAAGGCGGUGACAGCACUUAAAGCCAGUGGAGUCCAAGCUCAAAUGGCCAAGCAACAGGAACAGGACCCCACAAACCUGUACAUCUCCAACCUGCCAGUGUCCAUGGAUGAAGAGGAGCUGGAGGCCAUGCUCAAAUCCUUCGGUCAGGUUAUAUCCACACGCAUCUUACGGGAUGCUAAUGGCACCAGUCGAGGGGUGGGCUUUGCAAGGAUGGAAUCCACAGAGAAAUGUGAAGCCAUCAUUCAGCAUUUUAAUGGCAAAUACAUCAAAACCCCACCAGGAGUGCCAGUUCCCAUAGAGCCUCUGCUGUGUAAGUUUGCUGAUGGUGGGCAGAAAAAGCGGCAGCAUCAGGCAAAGUACUUACACAACGGUCGUCCCUGGCCUAGAGAAGGUGAUACGGGAGGAAUGACACUCACAUACGACCCAACAGCAUUACAAAAUGGGUUUUUUUCUCAGCCGUACAGCAUUGGCCCAAACAGAAUGAUCGCCCAGACCUCUCUGUCUCCAUACAUGACCUCACAAGUCCCGUCCUAUCAGGUGCACAGCCCCUCCUGGAUGCACCAUCAGUCAUACCUCAUGCAGCCCACUGGGACAGUUCUGACACCUGCAAUGGAUCACCCCAUGUCCAUUCAGCCAACAUCUAUGCUCGGACCCCUGACCCAGCAAAUCAGUCACCUGUCACUUGGCAGUGCUGGCACGUAUAUGAACACGGCUAUGCAAGGGACGUACAUCCCACAGUACACCCAUGUUCCUCCCUCUAGUGUAACAGUGGAGGAAACCAGUGGACAACAGCAGCCCCUGGAGACGUCUACAGAACACACAAAUUACUCCUAUCAACACAGCAAAUGAAGCUAAUAGUCUCUGUCCUCUGGAGGUGUCAGCGAGUGCUGUGGACGAAAGGAAAUCUCAAAGAGAUUCACAAAUUACCACGGAUAAAGAGUACCAUACGGGACACAGGUCACGAAAGGAGCAUUUUUGUUUUUCUAAAAACAGUAAUAAAAAGACAUCCCUGUUUAACUCUCUUCAGGAGUCAUUCAACCAAAGGUGGGAGACUUUAUGAAAGUGCUGUCUAUCUUUAAUCUAUUUUGAUAACAAAGAAAAAAAACAUGAAAACAGACAUGGUAAGGAAAAACACAAUGUGUUGUUUUUUUUCCACACAACAUGGCAAAUUCUCCUUUUUUAAGAGACAAAAAUAUAAUUCACAGUGUGUCUUUUAUUUUUGUAAAAUAUGCAGCUUUUAUUUUUUUGCAGCAGCAAUGAGAUUAUUUUGUACAGGUUGAGAUGCGAACAAUUUAUUUUGUUUUAUUUUUUUAUUUGUUCUUUGAUAUUUUGCUCUUAGUAGAAGAAAACAUUUAAAGCCACUUCUGUAAAUAUCUGUAGAAAAAAUUGUGAAGAAAUCAAGUCAAUCACAGUGUCUCCUGGACUCCCCCCCUGUCAAAAUACUACAAUGGCUGACAAAACAUGCCGAAGUGUUUAAGAAGGUGUUUUACCCCAGUCUACACUAACACUUAUCAUUACAACUAUAGGGAAAAUGUACAAAAAGUAAAUUUUAAAGUUGAAGGAAUCUUUUAUUUUAUAAUUAUAUUUCCAUAUCUUGCCUUGAUAUAUAAAUAGAUAUGCAAAAUAUAUAUUGUAUUGUCUUUGAGCUAAUCUUUUUGUUUUUCAUUUGGUGUAACAUAUCAUGUCACCAAAAAUACCAGAUUGAAAUAAAGAGGCAUUUCCUUUACUUACA
Molecule: messenger RNA, 2175 nt
Organism: Triplophysa dalaica
Lineage: Eukaryota; Metazoa; Chordata; Actinopteri; Cypriniformes; Nemacheilidae
Gene: rbms2a
Product: RNA binding motif, single stranded interacting protein 2a
Exons: 14
Coding region: 114-1292 (392 amino acids)
Cellular component (GO): ribonucleoprotein complex; cytosol
Molecular function (GO): mRNA binding
Source: RefSeq, a predicted model, not a curated record